AUGUGGGUGCCCAAUUUGCCGGUGACUGUCCUCACCGGGCUCGCAGCAGGCGCGGGCGUCCUCUGUAUAUUUAAGGACGUGUACGGUGGGCCUGCUUUCGAUAAAAAAGUACUAGCUAAUGGCAAGACGGUGAUAGUGACGGGCGCCACCAGUGGCAUCGGCAGUAAAGCUGCUUUUGACUUUGCUAAACGUGGGGCCAAGGUGUUCAUGGCGUGCCGUGACAUGAAGAAGUGCGAGGAGGUCCGCCGGGAGAUAGUGUUGGACACUGGCAACAAGUACGUGUACUGUCGGCCGUGUGACCUCGCUAGUACUGCCUCCAUACGAGCCUUCGUAGAAAGGUUCAAGAAAGAGGAGCCAUACGUAGACGUGCUGGUGAACAACGCGGGGGUGAUGGAGGCGCCGACCAGGGUCACACUGGACGGAUUUGAGACACACUUAGGAGUCAACCACAUGGGACACUUCCUACUCACCAACCUACUACUAGAUACACUUAAGAAAUCGGCCCCAAGCCGCGUCAUACUGGUGACGUGCAGCGCACACAGUAAGGGUCAGAUUCAUAAAGAGGAUCUCAACAUGAGCGCCAAGUACGACCCCGCGGCCGCCUACAACCAGAGCAAACUGGCUAACGUGCUGUUCGCGAGAGAACUCGGGAGGCGGAUGCUAAACACGGGCGUGUCGGUGAUAGCCGUGGACCCGGGCUUCACGGACACGGAGCUCACUCGCAACAUGGCCAUGAUGAAGAGCAUCACGAGGUUCCUGCUGUACCCGCUGUUCUGGCCCGUCAUGAAGCGAGCCAUGACCGGCGCACAGGUCAUCCUGCACGCGGCCCUCGACCCCGCGCUGGAGGGCGCCGCGGGGGACUACUAUGUGGACAUGAAAAAGACAAACCCAUCAGAAUUAGCCCAGAACUACGAGCUGGCGAUGUGGAUGUGGAAGGUCAGUCAUAAGUGGACCAAGCUCGACGAACACUUGGCGGCGCUAGCGGCGACUUAG
Molecule: messenger RNA, 993 nt
Organism: Danaus chrysippus (African queen)
Lineage: Eukaryota; Metazoa; Arthropoda; Insecta; Lepidoptera; Nymphalidae
Source: the annotation of a GenBank genome assembly